CAUGCCGACUUUCAGUUCGGCUCGAGUCUCAGUCCGGUGAACAGUCCAGCCCCCGGCAUCGCAGUGGAUUGCAUAGCCAGCAGUGACUCCGUCAAGUAGUGCCCCAAGUGAUCGAACAGUGGACGCGGCGCGACGCGCUCCCCGCCUACACCAGCCAGAAGCAAAGCAGGAGAUCUAUGGCGGGCGCGUGGUUAGGGGCGCUGGCCCUGGCCGCGGCGGUGCUGCAGUUGGCGCAGGCCGUCCCCGUGCCCUCCACGUCGGCCACGUCGUCCACGUCAUCCACGUCGUCCACGUCGGCCACGUCCAAGCGCGUGCAAGAGGCCAGGGAGCAGUCCAGGCUCGCGCAGGUGCAGCUGGACCAGGCGGAGCUGCGGCUGCAGCAGGCCCGGGACGCCCUCAUCAAGCAACUGAUCGUGGACGUGGCGCACGACCAGGGCAUCCGCGGCGCGGUGCAAGCCGUGCGCGUGGAGCAGCAGCUGGAGGACGAGAUCCUGAAGGCGGCGCGCGCGGCGCGCGGCCACCCCCAGGAGCUGCAGAGGCUGGACCAGUACGUGCGCAGGGACAAGCGCGCGCUGGGGCUCAUCACCUCGCUGCUGGGCGGAUCGGGCCCCGUGAACCGCGGGCCGACCUACAGCGCCUACAUCGGCGGCGGCGCUAACGCCUUCAACAACAACGGCGGCGGCGGUGGCGGCGGCAUCCUGUCCUCCCUGCUCAGCUCCAGCGGCGGCUUCGGCGCCAUCACGGGCAUCAGCGGAGGCGGCGGCGGCGGCGACCCCGCGGACGAGCUCGAGAACGGCACUCCCCCGGGCAGUGACUCCGGCUCCAUCCUCAGCCUCAUCACCCCCGUGCUUGGCUCCAGCAGCGGUUCCCUCAACGGAGGCGGUGGCGGCGAUUCCGAGGGUGGCUCCGGCGGCGCCGGCAGCGACUCGGGCUCCAUCCUGAGCCUGGUGACGCCGCUCCUGGGAACGAGCAGCGGGAACGGCUACGACGACGCGCCCAGCACUAGCGACAGCGCCAACGAGGCCGGCGGCGCCGGCGGCAGCAACUCGGGCGCCAUCCUGAACCUCGUCGGCCCGCUGCUGUCCUCGCUGCUGCCCCUCUUGUCGUCCAGCAGCGGCUCCAGCAGUGGCGGGGUACGUUCCGUGUCAUGUGCAGCGACGCGCCUAACCUAA
Messenger RNA from Thrips palmi, 1172 nucleotides. Its product is annotated as homeotic protein female sterile-like. Lineage: Eukaryota; Metazoa; Arthropoda; Insecta; Thysanoptera; Thripidae. The transcript is spliced from 8 exons. The record is from RefSeq and is a predicted model, not a curated record. Bases 177 to 1172 code for a protein of 331 amino acids.